AUGGCUCAACAGCGACCAGAAGAUAUAGUGCAGCUUUACACAGAAUCGGGGUUAGACGCGGAACACAAUCAGUUAUUCAAAUGUGAAUGCUGUAGACAAGAGUCAAAACCUGAUUAUACCGUCGAUUAUGGUAGAAUGAUACGUCAUUUAUACAUAAUGCAUGAUAAAUCAGAAAUAAUGGACAACCCAGAAUAUAAAUCCGUAGUAAUAAGCUUUAACUUUCAACGUCAACAUAAAUACGAAAUCGUUGGGAAAUGUAUUGUAUCAAAUUGUGGUGUGAUAAUUAAAAGUAAAUUUGGUAGAGCAUUACCAUUUAAAAACCAUUUGAUAACACAUCACGCAGACGAUAAAAAAAAUUUUUUUGCAAAAGUAGUAGGGAUUGUUGCUGGACGAAAAAUACUAAAUAAUUACGAAAUAACGGACACCGAAAUUGCGAAGUGCUCAUUUUGUCGGACGACAAAACCCUUGAAAAAUUUGGACUCGCAAACUGCUAAAGUACUCGCGGACUUAGGAAAACAUCUGAACUUACAUAAUACCUGUAUUUCGAAAAUACUACAAGUACCAUUCUUAGACGAAGAAGCAUCCAUACAAAUUGAAUUAGAAGAAGAAGAAAAAAUGCAUCUAGAAGUGGAUAAAAAUAAGCAGAGCAUUGAUGAAGCAGUCGGAAUGGAAGAGAUUUUAAGAAGUAUAGAUGUUGCUUCAGAAGGUCUUAAUAUGCUACUGCAACGAUACAAUUCUGUAAUUAUAAACGAUGAAAAUUUGGAAGAAGACACUCAAUUGUCACUCGACAAAUUGCAGAAUAUACACAAACACUGGAUGGAUGAUCACAGUUAUGCAGAUAAGAGAAGCAGACAAUAUCAAGAAGACAAAUUCAAUAUCAAAUUGCAAAAUUUAAGGGAAAAAAGGCGAGAAGCUGCAACGCAAAUAUCACAUCAAACGGAAAGAUCUGGACAAAGCAUUCCGAAUGAGGAUGUAUUAGAGACACCAGAGACAUCAGAUUCUAGCGAAAUACGAAGCGUUAUGACUCAAAGUUCUUCGAUUGUGAAAUACGGGCCUGGACAAUGCAGUUCGAGCCGUGAUGAGGGUGUACCAGAGGCAUCAGUAUCUGGCGAAAUGCAAAACACUACUACGCAAAGUCUUUUGACUGGGGAACCACUAUCAAAACAACGGAGAUUAGAUUCUG
Trachymyrmex septentrionalis is the source of this 1183-nucleotide messenger RNA. RefSeq lists its product as uncharacterized. The transcript is spliced from 5 exons. The record is from RefSeq and is a predicted model, not a curated record. The annotation marks the transcript as partial. NCBI's taxonomy places the organism in Eukaryota, Metazoa, Arthropoda, Insecta, Hymenoptera, Formicidae.